GGGAUCGGGAUUUGGAUUUCAAUCAUGAUGAUGUUUUGACGUUGUCAAGGAUGGGAUUUUGAAAGACACCAGACUUGAAAAGAAAUUUUUACUUUCAGACUUUUCAGGGAAGUACCAACUUGAGGCAGAAAUAAACUGUCAAUGUCAUACUAUCAGAGUAACUACCCCUCCUAUGGUGGAGGUGGGGGGUAUGGUGCAUAUGGGGGAGGAUACACUAGUUCUGGUCCCCCUCCCCCACCACAGGGAUAUGGGGGCUAUGGAGGAUACAGUGCCUACAACGUCAACCAGUCGGCCUACAACCAGUACCAGAUGGGAACCGCCCCUCCCCCUCCCACAGGGGGGUAUGGAGGUUAUGGAGGAGGAGGAGGAUAUGGAUCAAAUCCAUUCCAGGCAAUUCAGGGGUGUUAUCAACAGUAUCAAAGCAAUCCCCAGUAUCAGCAGCAGCACUGGCAACCACCCCCACCACCGCCAGCACCACAGGGAAUGGUAGACCAGUACAAUCAACAGAUGUACCAGAACCAGUGGUAUGCUCAACAGCAAAUGAAAGAACAACUUCAGCAGCAAAUGGGCAUAAAGAAAAAGAAGAAGAAGGGAAGGAAACAGAGGAGAAGGGCAGAGGAAGAGGAUGAAGAGGAGGAGGAGGAAGAAGAAGAGGAAGAAGCUAUUGAUCCAGAUCUGGAGGCGAAGCUGAAGGAGAGACUGCGUACUACCUAUAUUGAUGAGUUGAUGCGCCGCUUAAAGGUCUCAGGAACUCUGGACAUCACGCAGGGUACCAUUGGGGCCUACGCUAGGUAUGAGCCUGAAGACCCUGUCUUCAAAUUCAUGGCUGAAAAGGGUGAGGAUUUGUCUGAAAAUCCAAAAUGGGAUCCUGAAUAUGAUGUGCAGUACCUGAGAGAUGCAAUGAAAGGGUUAGGUACAAAUGAAGACGCCAUCACUCAUGUGCUGACCACCAGAAACAAUGCCCAAAGACAACAGCUGAAAAAGAUGUUUAAAACAGCCUAUGGAAGGGACUUGAUUGAGGAUGUAGAAUCGGAGCUGAGUGGGGAUUACAGAUCAGCAAUAAUGGCACUCUUUGUCCCUCCCCCUGUGUAUGAUGCAUACUGCAUUAAAGAAGCAAUUUAUGGACCAGGAACAGAUGAAGCCAGUCUUAUUGAAAUUUUUAUGACGAGAACUAACCCACAAAUACAGGAAUUGAGAGCAGUGUAUGGAGAUGUGGCAAGUCCUCACAGAAAAGUAUCAGGGACACUGAUAGAGAAGGACAUUGAGGGAGACACCAGUGGAGACUUCAAACAACUGCUUGUAGCAGCAGCACAGGGUAAUCGUAAUGAAAUCACCAGAGAACAGUUGGAAGGAGCAGUGGAGGAGAUUGAAGUUGAUGGACAAGGAACAGGAAUGUUUCAGGUGAACUACUCCAAAUUAGCAGACAUGAAGAAAGCCAAGAGAGAUGCAGAGAAGCUCUACAAAGCAGGGGAAGACAAAUGGGGUACGGAUGAAGAGGAAUUUAUCCGUAUCUUCUCCACCAGAGAUUACUACCAGCUACGAGCCACCUGGGAUGAGUAUGUCAAGCUUACUCAAAGAGACAUCACAAACUCUGUUGACAGAGAGACCUCGGGCGACUUCAGAUCUGGCCUUAAAGCCAUAGCACAAAAUAUCAAGUGCAGACCAAAAUAUUUUGCCCAGCGCCUGAAGAAAGCCAUUAAAGGAUUAGGAACCGAUGAUAAGACCUUGAUUCGUAUCAUUGUUUCAAGAGCAGAGAUUGAUAUGGUCCAGAUAAAGAAAGAGUUCCUGGCAAUGACUGACCAGACCCUCUGGAAAUGGAUUCAUGAUGACACGAGUGGUGAUUACCGUAAAGUCCUACUAGCUCUUGUUGGCAAAAAUUGAAAACAAUCAGCAUACAAAGGACUCGAUCUUCUUGGACUUUUAUCAUUUUCUUUUUUAACAUGUAUAGUAUCUGGUAUACUGUUGAAUCAGGUCUAAGUUUUUUGAUGAAACUAUUUUUAUUUAAUAGUAUUCUGUAUUGUACUUUACUUAAUGUGGUGGUUCUGUAAAAAGUAAUGGAACUUAUUCAUGAGGAAACUAUAAAGUGUUUCUCCUUUUCAGAUUAUAAACUGCAAUGACUGCAUGUCAGUGAGACUGCAUAUUGUUCAAAUUUUCAUGUUACUCUAUCUAUUGUAUUAUAAGUAGACGUAAUAUAACUGUAUUUUGUGUUGGCUACAUCUUUCAACCUAUCAUCAUGAUAAUCAUGCAUACUUUUAACUUAAUUAUUGUAUUUUUUAUUAUGUUAAUUUUUCUAUUGUAGAACUCCUUUUUAUAUAACAAAAUAUGUGUUCAAUAUUUCAUAACUUUCCCUACUGUGUUUCAGUACUAAAACUAUUAUAUUAUCUUUCAUAAGUAACUCCUGUCAAGUUUGAUAAAUCCUCUUUUGGACACCUUUGUUUUAUAAUCUUUUUUAUGAUGUAAAUUUAAUUUUUAUAUCUAUUUACCGGUAUUUUGGAAUGGGUUAUCAUUAAUAAAAUGAAAAGAAUUAAAAGUCACUAUUCAAUAAACUGAAAGUAAUCAUAUGUAGGUAAUGAAAUCACUUAACUAGGUUUAAUAUUGUGUUUUUUAAUUCUAAUGAAUUAUUAAGUCAUAGUUGAAUUUAUAGUGUUUACACUGUCUAAUAGAGGGAGAUUAUACAUGUAAUUUUGAAAUAACCUUUACAAAAAACCUACGGUUGUUGUAAGGCCUAGGUAAUUGUAUGAAUUGUUGAAUCAUUAAAAUUCAUGGGUGUCAG
Saccostrea cuccullata (small rock oyster) is the source of this 2773-nucleotide messenger RNA. RefSeq names its product annexin A5-like. Gene Ontology annotation, molecular function: calcium ion binding; calcium-dependent phospholipid binding. Bases 142 to 1881 code for a protein of 579 amino acids. Gene Ontology annotation, cellular component: nucleus; cytoplasm. The transcript is spliced from 16 exons. The record is from RefSeq and is a predicted model, not a curated record. Lineage: Eukaryota; Metazoa; Mollusca; Bivalvia; Ostreida; Ostreidae.